GAUCACUGGCGCAGCAUUAGUUUUGAGUUGGCUACCAACGCGAGCGGGUCAUUCUCUCUUCAAGCGACACGUACUUAUUAGACACGAUUUAAUUUUAAGAAUACUCCGAACGAAUUAAAGUACUUUAAUAACGCCCUCACUCAUCCUUAAAAUCUUCAAAUUAAAUUAACCAUUUCACAUGAUUUUGCAUAUUGGAACAAACUAAAAAUUUAUAAAAGAUAUAAAUUAAUUAUUGUAAACAAAUCUCCGAAACGAAAUUUAACGGAUAAUAAAUAACUGAUAAAAACUGCAACCAACAACAUGAUGAUGGAGAAUGGACUCUCCAUGGAGUAUGGAGACGGCUAUAUGGAGCAAGAAGAAGAAUGGGAGCGCGAAGGACUUCUUGACCCCGCGUGGGAAAAGCAACAGAAGAAGACAUUUACUGCAUGGUGUAAUAGCCAUCUGCGAAAAGCUGGAACAUCCAUCGAUAACAUUGAUGAGGACUUUCGCAAUGGGCUGAAGCUUAUGUUGCUGCUUGAAGUAAUUUCGGGUGAAACCUUGCCAAAACCUGAUCGUGGCAAGAUGCGCUUCCAUAAGAUCGCUAAUGUAAACAAAGCCCUGGAUUUCAUUGCAUCGAAGGGCGUGCAUUUGGUAUCGAUAGGCGCUGAGGAAAUCGUUGAUGGAAAUCUAAAGAUGACGCUGGGCAUGAUAUGGACAAUCAUUUUACGUUUUGCUAUUCAGGAUAUUUCCGUUGAAGAGAUGACCGCUAAAGAAGGCUUGUUGUUGUGGUGCCAACGCAAAACGGCUCCUUAUAAGAACGUCAAUGUUCAAAACUUCCAUCUGUCAUUCAAGGACGGUUUAGCAUUCUGCGCCUUGAUUCACCGGCAUAGGCCGGACUUGAUUGAUUAUUCCAAACUCUCCAAAGACAAUCCAUUGGAAAAUCUCAACACUGCCUUUGAUGUUGCUGAGAAAUAUCUUGAUAUUCCAAGGAUGUUGGAUCCAGAUGAUUUGAUCAACACUCCUAAGCCGGAUGAACGCGCUAUUAUGACAUACGUGUCCUGUUACUAUCACGCCUUCCAGGGAGCCCAACAGGUUGGAAAUGUGACGCAUGUACCCGAACCCACAAGACAAUACACCUACGUCCCGAAUUACAAUGCGGAGACGGCAGCUAACCGUAUUUGUAAAGUGCUUAAGGUGAACCAGGAGAAUGAGCGCCUCAUGGAGGAGUACGAACGUCUUGCAAGCGAUCUUUUGGAAUGGAUACGCCGGACAAUGCCAUGGUUAAACUCUCGCCAGGCAGACAAUUCGUUGGCCGGUGUACAAAAGAAGUUAGAAGAAUACCGAACCUAUCGUCGCAAGCACAAGCCGCCACGUGUGGAACAAAAAGCAAAACUCGAAACAAACUUCAAUACUUUGCAAACAAAACUUCGCUUAUCUAACCGUCCGGCAUAUCUACCGACCGAGGGCAAGACGGUCGCUGAUAUUUCGAAUGCUUGGAAAGGACUGGAGUUAGCGGAAAAGGCAUUUGAAGAAUGGCUUCUUGCUGAAACAAUGCGCUUGGAACGCUUAGAACAUCUGGCGCAAAAAUUCAAGCACAAGGCUGAUGCUCAUGAGGAUUGGACUCGCGGAAAAGAAGAGAUGUUGCAGUCUCAAGACUUCCGUCAAUGUAAAUUAAAUGACUUGAAAGCCCUCAAGAAAAAGCAUGAGGCUUUUGAAUCCGAUUUAGCUGCUCAUCAGGAUCGUGUCGAACAGAUUGCGGCAAUUGCUCAGGAAUUAAAUACUCUCGAAUAUCACGAUUGUAUAUCGGUUAAUGCUCGCUGUCAACGUAUCUGUGAUCAAUGGGAUCGCUUGGGUGCGCUCACGCAGCGUCGUCGAACAGCCUUAGAUGAGGCUGAACGUAUCUUGGAGAAAAUCGAUAUACUGCACCUGGAGUUCGCUAAAAGAGCUGCUCCGUUCAACAACUGGUUAGAUGGCACACGUGAAGAUUUAGUUGAUAUGUUUAUUGUACAUACAAUGGAGGAAAUACAAGGUCUCAUUCAAGCGCAUGAUCAGUUUAAGGCCACAUUGGGAGAAGCUGAUAAGGAGUUCAACUUGAUUGUCAACUUAGUACGUGAAGUGGAAUCAAUUGUUAAGCAACACCAAGUCCCUGGAGGCUUGGAAAAUCCGUACACAACACUCACUGCCAAUGAUAUGACAAGAAAGUGGAGUGACGUUCGUCAAUUGGUACCACAACGUGACCAAACGCUUGCAAAUGAGCUACGUAAACAACAAAAUAAUGAAAUGUUGCGUAGGCAGUUCGCUGAAAAGGCAAACAUUGUAGGACCAUGGAUUGAGCGACAGAUGGAUGCUGUUACUUCAAUCGGAAUGGGCCUACAAGGCUCGCUCGAAGAUCAAUUGCAUCGCCUUAAGGAGUACGAACAGGCAGUAUAUGCCUACAAACCCAACAUUGAAGAGUUAGAGAAGAUUCACCAGGCCGUGCAAGAAUCUAUGAUAUUCGAAAAUCGUUACACGAAUUACACAAUGGAAACAUUGCGCGUUGGCUGGGAACAACUGUUGACUUCUAUUAAUCGUAAUAUCAAUGAAGUCGAAAAUCAAAUUCUUACACGUGACUCUAAGGGAAUAAGUCAAGAGCAAUUAAAUGAGUUCCGGUCCAGUUUCAAUCACUUCGAUAAGAACCGUACCGGACGACUAACUCCUGAAGAAUUUAAGUCAUGCCUUGUCUCUUUGGGUUAUUCUAUCGGAAAAGACAGACAAGGAGAAAUGGAUUUCCAAAGAAUUUUAGCUGUCGUCGACCCCAACUCAACUGGUUAUGUGCAUUUCGAUGCCUUCCUUGAUUUUAUGACUCGAGAAAGCACCGAUACUGAUACCGCCGAACAAGUGAUUGAUUCGUUCAGAAUUCUCGCAGCCGAUAAGCCAUAUAUAUUGCCUGAUGAGCUCAGACGUGAACUCCCUCCAGAUCAAGCAGAAUAUUGCAUACAGAGAAUGCCACCAUACAAAGGACCCAACGGAGUGCCUGGAGCUCUUGAUUACAUGUCCUUCAGUACUGCUCUAUAUGGCGAAACUGACUUGUAAGAAAGAGAAAUGCCAAUAAUAACGGAAACAUCGAAUAAAAUGAAUAGUUCACUAAAGGAAUGCAUUCAAUUUGUAUUGAUACCAUUUGAAAAACUACGGUGCCAUCAAAACAAGAGUGAUUUUGCAGUGUGUUUCGAAUAUUUAAAUUUAUAAAAUUUCGAUACAUUUCCGGAGCAUAAAAAUUCUGAUAUACAUAUCUAUAUAUUCUAUUGUUACUAACAACCAUCAAGCGGUUUACAUAUAUAAAAUCAUAAAUGUGAACAUUUGUUGCGCAUAUCGGAGUACAUAUCAAAAUAUCUAGGGUAAUGAGGGCACAAUAUAAGUACUUAUGUAACUCAGCAAAAUCAAAUGUGUAUGCUCGUACACACGCCCAGAACUGCUUGCCAUUGCCAUCCUGUAUUUUGAAAUCUUGAAAUUUUUAAUCGUGAUCAUAUUCUCUGAAUAUAAUUAUUUGACCGAAUAAAUAUAUAAAAGGUUGGACUGUAAACAAAUGGUCAAUACGAUUUAAGUGGACGAUUGAAAGGAACAUAGAAUAAAGAAAGAUAAAUCAAUAAGAAUGUUAGUUCUAUAGGCGGCCAGAAAACAGCUAUUUGAUUUACUAAUACAUUUCUGGGGCGAAUAUUAUAUAUUUAUUUUUUAUCUUUUGUUAUGUUAAUUUAAUAUUUAUUUCGAGAUUAUUUAUAAUGAUUUCAUAACUCUUUAUUUAAUUUCUAAUUACGUUUUAUAUAAUUAUUAUAUAAACUAGUAUAUGUUACAAUGAUUGAAAAAUGAGAAAAGAGGGCAUUAUAUAAUAAUUUGUAAGGAUUCUAGAAUGUUCAGAUGAUAUCAAAAUGAAGUACACUUAUAACACCUAUUAAAGUCAAAAAAUAUACUUUUGUAUAUUAAAACAAUCCAUACAUUUCUGAGCUUAAAAUAAUCACAUUUAACAUACAAUUAU
Molecule: messenger RNA, 3988 nt
Organism: Rhagoletis zephyria (snowberry fruit fly)
Lineage: Eukaryota; Metazoa; Arthropoda; Insecta; Diptera; Tephritidae
Gene: Actn
Product: alpha actinin
Molecular function (GO): calcium ion binding; protein binding
Source: RefSeq, a predicted model, not a curated record